Messenger RNA from Phascolarctos cinereus (koala), 2611 nucleotides. RefSeq lists its product as uncharacterized. Gene Ontology annotation, cellular component: nucleus. The record is from RefSeq and is a predicted model, not a curated record. Gene Ontology annotation, biological process: regulation of transcription by RNA polymerase II. NCBI's taxonomy places the organism in Eukaryota, Metazoa, Chordata, Mammalia, Diprotodontia, Phascolarctidae. Gene Ontology annotation, molecular function: RNA polymerase II transcription regulatory region sequence-specific DNA binding; DNA-binding transcription factor activity, RNA polymerase II-specific.
GGGGGAUGUGGGAGGGGGUAGGGCAGUCCCCUUCAGGCAUCGGUUUUUGGGUGGCUCCCGGGGCUCCUUUGGAAGCCCACAGGCCCCAGCCAGCUCUGCAGGCAGGCGAAGGUGUGGAGGAUCCCUCUCCUGAGCAGAAAUGAAUCCUCGGAGGAGACACAGCUGACCUGGGACCUUUCAGAGGGCUGAAGGACAGAGCCUCCUUUUGCCUCACCAGACCCGACUUGGGUGAGGUCAGAAGAUUCAGACAACAGCAGGGAGGGCCGUGGCCAUGGAAACCUGGGUUUCAGUGCUGGAAGAGAGAGAUGUGAAAGGCCAUCUACAAAGAUGUGGAGAAUGGGGACGAGAAGAAAAGGAGGAGAUGACCUCUGGAUUCUGGACAGCCCAGGCCAAGGAAUCAGUCACUUUCAAGGAUGUUUCUGUGGACUUUACUCGGGAAGAGUGGGGACAACUGGACCCUGCUCAGAAGAACUUAUACAGGGAUGUGAUGCUGGAGAACUACAGGAACCUGGUCUCCUUGGGGCUUCAGGUUUUUAAGCCAGAUGUGAUCGCCAGGUUGGAGCGAACAGAAGUACCGUGGACACUGGAGAACAAAGUCCUCAGACCCUCCUGUCUAGAUUGGAAAAGGCAGCCUGAGAUCAAGGAGGCCUUUUCAAAACGGGGCAUGUAUAUGGAAGAGUCAUUGCUGGAAAAACUCAAGAGUGAUGAUCCCUGGAAUUGUCCCUCAGGACAAGUAUGGGAGUAUGAUGGGAAGUUCAAGAAGCAGCGCAGGGGCCAAGAGAAAGAGUCAAGGGAAGUAACAGUUGUCCCCAAGAAAAUACCCAGUGAGAUGAGAAGCCAAGCAGGUAAUUUGGGGAGGAGUUUUGGACAAAUGUCAUUUCUUGUUGCACCACAGAGCGUUGCUACAAAAAGGAGUCUUCAUCAAUAUGAUACAGAUGGAAAUAGCUUUAAACAGUAUUCAGAACUAAUUAAAUAUAAUGGAAUUUCCCCAGGGUUGAAACCUUAUAAAUAUGAAUACAGUAAAGCUUCCAAUUCCAACUCAUACCUUCUUCAGUAUAAUAGAAUACCUCCUAUAGAGAGAAUCUCUGAUUUUGACAAAUUUGGCAAAGCCUUCCCACAAAAGAAGCACCUUAUUCAACCUCAGAUAAAUCAUGCUGGACACAAAGUCUAUAAGUGUGGUGAGUGUGGAAAAUUCUUCAGACAGAGCAUGCACCUUAUUCAGCACCAGAGAAUUCACACUGGAGAGAAACCAUAUAAUUGUAACGAAUGUGGAAAAGCCUUCAGGCAGAAAAUUCACCUCAUUCGACACAAAACGCUGCAUAGUGAAGAGAAACCCUUUAAAUGUAGUCAUUGUGGUAAAUGCUUCAGUGACAGCUCGUCACUCAAUGUACAUCAGAGAAUUCAUACUGCAGAAAAGCCCUAUCAUUGUAAUGAGUGUGGCAAAGCCUUCAGUCUUAGUCAAUACCUUAUUCAACACCAGCAAAUUCAUACCACCGAGAAACGCUUUAAAUGUAGUGAGUGUGGCAAAGCCUUCAGCCUGAGUCAGUACCUUAUUCGGCAUCAGAAGAUACAUACUGGAGAGAAACCCUAUGAAUGCAAUGAAUGUGGGCAAACCUUCACACAGCAGGGAAGUCUUACUCAGCAUCAGAGAAGCCAUGCUGGAGAGAAACCCUAUAAAUGUAGUGAAUGUGGAAAAGCAUUUGGUCGGAGUUUGUAUCUCACCCGACAUCAGAGGAUUCACACUGGGGAGAAGCCCCAUAUAUGUGGUGAAUGUGGAAAAUCUUUUAAUGAUACCGCAGUCCUCGCUUUACAUCAGAGAAUUCAUACCGGAGAGAAACCUUGUAAAUGUAAUGUUUGUGGAAAGGCCUUCCGCCACACAAACCAGGUUACUCAACAUCAGAGAAUUCAUACCGGAGAGAAACCUUACAAAUGUAAUGAGUGUGGGAAAGCUUUCACUCAUUGUGCUGGACUUACUCAUCAUCAGAGAAUUCAUACUGGAGAAAAACCCUAUAAAUGUGACGAAUGUGGAAAAGCGUUCAAACAGAAAGUUUACCUAACACAGCAUCAGAGAACUCAUACUGGAGAGAAACCCUAUAAAUGUGAUGAAUGUGGUAAGACCUUCAGGCAGUGCUCAGCGCUAAUUUCUCAUAAAAGAACUCAUACUGGAGAGAAACCCUACACAUGUAGGGAAUGUGGAAAGGCCUUCAGUCAUAGCUGUAGCCUCACUCUCCAUCAGAGAAUUCAUACUGGAGAGAAACCCUAUAAAUGUAAUGAAUGUGGCAAAGCAUUUAGCCAAAAUAUAUUCCUUACUAGACAUCAGAGGACUCAUACUGGGGAAAAACCUUUUAAAUGUAGUGAAUGUGGGAAAGUGUUCAGCCAGAGUAUGUCUCUCACCCGCCAUCAGAAAACACAUACUGGGGAGAAACCGUACAAAUGUGAUGAAUGUGGAAAGGGCUUCAUCCAGAAGAUACAGUGUAUUCAACAUCAGAAAAUUCAUACUGGAGAGAAACCUUAGAAGUAGAGCUCAUAAGAAAGGCUUCCACUCAGUGCAGAUGCAUAAUCAUUCAACAUCAGAGAAUUCAUAUCGGGAUAGAAAAGUUAUAAACAUAAU